Molecule: messenger RNA, 120 nt
Organism: Haemonchus placei
Lineage: Eukaryota; Metazoa; Nematoda; Chromadorea; Rhabditida; Trichostrongylidae
Source: the annotation of a GenBank genome assembly
AUGGUCGAAAGACACCGAGACCCGGACGGUCGUAUCCGAUGGGCGGAUCUCAGAAAUAGCUGGGACUGCUCGCGGAUGGAGAACGAUCCUAGAAGAACUCUCAGUGCUCUCAAGGCCGCG